CGCAAGACACUCGACGAAAUCACCAAACAUUGAGAAAAGUGGGAGACUAUUAUUAUUAGGGGUCGCUCCUACCAUGAAAAAAAAUUUAUUAGGAUUGUGGGAAAUUGCAAAUCUCUCCUCUCUGUCUGCCUACAUUUCUCCUCCCUCUUGGCUCUGAGGCUCUCUCCACUCUUCUUCCUCCUCUACCCAAUCAGGUUGUUAUACUCUCGUCUGGGUCGCCGGCAUGGAGGAAGCUAAUGUGGUGAAUGCCAAUGAAGGAACCAUUUCUGUAGCUUCUGCAUUUGCAGGUCAUCAAGAAGCUGUGCAGGACCGUGAUCACAAAUUUCUCACAGGAGCAGUUGAAGAAGCAUAUAAGGGGGUAGAAUGUGGACAUGGAGGUCCUUUUGGUGCAGUUGUUGUUCGCAAUAAUGAAGUUGUUGUGAGCUGUCACAACAUGGUCUUGAAGUACACAGAUCCAACUGCCCAUGCAGAGGUGACUGCAGUGAGAGAGGCAUGUAAAAAACUAAACAAAGUAGAGCUCUCGGAUUGUGAAAUAUAUACCUCUUGCGAGCCUUGUCCUAUGUGCUUUGGAGCUAUUCACCUUUCACGAAUCAAGAGAAUGGUUUAUGGUGCCAAGGCCGAAGCAGCCAUAGCCAUUGGGUUCGAUGAUUUCAUUGCAGAUGCAUUAAGGGGUACUGGGUUCUACCAGAAAGCCCGCAUGGAGAUUAAACAAGCUGACGGGAAUGGGGCCAUCAUUGCAGAACAAGUAUUUGAGAAUACAAAGGAGAAAUUCAACAUGUACUGAUUUACCCCCAAUUGCUUAAACCAGGAUCAAUCCAGAUGAACACUAGUUUGUUUGGCCUUUAACUCAUUUUUUUCUUACCCCCUUCAUAUGAAUAGCCCAAAUUCAAUUGAAUAUCUGAUGGAUGUUUCAUAUGAUCA
Molecule: messenger RNA, 921 nt
Organism: Macadamia integrifolia
Lineage: Eukaryota; Viridiplantae; Streptophyta; Magnoliopsida; Proteales; Proteaceae
Product: guanosine deaminase-like
Exons: 5
Coding region: 224-784 (186 amino acids)
Biological process (GO): purine nucleoside catabolic process
Molecular function (GO): zinc ion binding; guanosine deaminase activity
Source: RefSeq, a predicted model, not a curated record